This is a messenger RNA of Necator americanus (New World hookworm), 369 nucleotides long. RefSeq lists its product as uncharacterized. The record is from RefSeq and is a predicted model, not a curated record. Bases 1 to 369 code for a protein of 122 amino acids. NCBI's taxonomy places the organism in Eukaryota, Metazoa, Nematoda, Chromadorea, Rhabditida, Ancylostomatidae. The transcript has a single exon.
AUGCCGCCGAGACUUCGCCAGUCGCAAGACAAGGAUGACAGCUCUGGAACCCGAAGGAACAACCAUUGCAUCGAAAGGAAUGGAGAAAAUAUCUACACUUCACCAUCUCCGACAGCCGUGCCCCUACCAUCGAGGGAAGAUGGACAUGUCAUUCCAGCGGUUCUCCCGUCCGAAAUACGACAUGCUAUCAUGUCGGUGAGAAAUCGUACGGCAGCCGGUCCCGACAGAAUAAAACCAGAACACCAAGAACCUUCCGCCAGUACUCAUCAACACCCUGGCGAGGAUCUUCACAGUUACCUGCGAAUCAAGGUCCCUAAACAGUGGAAGACCAGCAAGACCGUGUUGCUGUAUAAAAGGAGAUCCACAUGA